Messenger RNA from Striga hermonthica, 366 nucleotides. The record is from the annotation of a GenBank genome assembly. Lineage: Eukaryota; Viridiplantae; Streptophyta; Magnoliopsida; Lamiales; Orobanchaceae.
AUGGAGAGUGGAGAAGUAGAAAGUAAGUGUGACUUGGAUGUUUACUUGAAAGAGAGUGUUCUUGUUGUCGAGAAAGAUGAUUUUGACAUUUUAAUGUGGUGGAAACUCAACCAAAGUAGAUUUCCCAUCCUCUCUUGCUUUGCACGGGAUGUAUUGGCGAUUCCCGUCUCAACCGUGGCAUCGGAGUCCGCUUUUAGCACCGGCGGUCGUGUUCUUGAUGAUUAUAGGAGUUCUUUAACUCCUAAAGUUGUGGAGGCUCUUAUAUGUGCUCAAGAUUGGUUGAAAAAAAAGAAGUCCAAAUGGACUAAGUCCCUUGAAGAGAGCCUAGAAGACAUUGCAAAAAUAGAAGAAGGCACUCUAAUGUAA